AUGUUCUCCCAAUGGCGCCAGGCCGUGGAGAACUUGGCUCAGCAUCCUCCUAGACAAGAUUCGGCGGAUGAACGCCAAUCCAGGUCGUCUCUCGACACUGGCCUACGCGCAUCCCUCUCGUCCGCCCAGCUUGCUGAGUCUGCCCUUAGCAACAUCAAGAAAACACUAGCAGCCCAACGCUCAGGGAGUCCUAGUCCCAGUCUCAGCCACGCAUCCCAUUCACCGGGUGCGGACAUCGGCCCCAAGCGGCCUGCAUCCCAGUCUACGACGCGGACGACCCUAGAGGACCGGCUUCGCGCAAAGUUUGCUAUUAGCGACAACUCAAGCUCCCCAACUCCUGUCAGCUCUUCUGGAUCGUCCCCAAGUCUGCGUGUUGUCAUAGACCAUCCACUCUCUCCGACCUCUGCACCACUACCCGAGUCGCCUGCACCUCAGCGGGUUGGUAGCGCAGACCCAUUCGAUGCGCUCUCGAAAGUCCGCCAUUUCUCGCCUACUGCUUCGGUUGAUGAUACGACUUCAAACGUUUCCGCUUCACUGCCCGCGGCUCGGGGCCCUACUUUCCAGACCCCGCCGUCUCCUGCGUUAAUACCAUUGCCUGACUCUCCUGCACUGGCACCCACGGCUGAGUCCCCUGUUCCUCUAGAUUCGCUUGAGUCGCAGUGCAACAGUGGGGGCGAUUCUGCUAUCUCUGUGGACCAAGGUGGGACGGACGUAGUAGUUCUUGACGAAAUAACUGGUGAUGCAACCAAAUCUGUAAUCAAUUACGCCUCGUUGCAGGAUCAUGUUGUCGGAGUUGUAGAUGACACGCAUGGCGCUACAGUCUUCCAGCAAGAUCAGCAUGUCAAAGAUUCCGGGUAUGCUCCUACUACGAUUGCCCUGCCCAGCUCAGUGGAAGAGCACGACGGCCCAGGUGAUCUUUCGCCAGGCCGGUCCACUAUCGAGGCAGAUGCCAAGGAAUACGUUCCGGAUGCACCACUGGACACUAUAACUACAGCGCAGGGGGCCAAACAUAUUCGUGACGCUCAACCGAUACCAAGUAACCAGACGUCGCCGCAUGACUGGACGGGGAGGACAAUCCCUGAGGAUGUAGCCUCCAAAAGCAGCGAGCCAAAUGUCGAAGAGCUGCAGCGGCGGCUCAAGCUAGUAGAGCAACGAUUCGCAGUACCAAGCGGUGAUGAUACAGACGUGUCGACAUCUUUCAAGAGACUCCAGGCGGAGAAGAUUGCUGCUGACAAAGUUGUGAAGGAGCUGACGCCGCUAGAAACGUUGAAGGAUGUGGACGCCCUACGUGACUAUUUACAGAACGUCAAUAUCAAGACAGAGAUGGCACAGGACGAGAUAAGACGUUUGUCCGGCAAACUCACUCGGCAAGAAGAACGCAUCGACGAAUUACGAGAGAUUCACAGACUAGAAUCUAAAUCGCAAUCCGAUCAGAUUGAGAAGCUCAAGGGCCAGGUCUCGGAGUCGGAAGCGCUUCUUAAGGCUUCACAGAGCUCAAAUGUCCAAGUCGAAGAAGAGGUACUGAAGUGGAAAGCCGAAACCGAACGUUUGCAGUCUGAGAUGGAGCGUCUCAAGGGUCUGUCGAAAGAGGAGGAAGAGAAGCGAGUUAAAGCUGUUGCACUCCUCAAAACUGUGCGACAGAAGCUAGUCAAAGCUGAGAAAGAGAGGGAUGACGCGAUUAAAGACACCCAGCAGAUAAAAGAGAAGGACAAAGAGGAGCUGGAGAAAGAUAAGGCGGAGAAGCUGGAACUCCGGCAGGAGAUAGAGAGAGCGAACACAGAGCACGAGACGGCUCUGGUCGGACUCAAGCUACACUUCGAGAAGGAGUCUGUAAUGCUGAAAGAUCGGCAGGAGAAGGAGCUCUUGGCGGUGAGGGGGCAGUAUGAACUGGAGGCGCUCGCAGUCAAGAGUUCUUACACUCGAGAGCUGGAAGUCAAAGACUCUCGCAUCAGGGAACUGCAGAAUUCGGUCCGCGUCCUUAACGAGGAAAAAGACGAGUUCUUUGACCAAUUGCAGCUACGACAGGCGGAACUCGAAUCUUCAAGGUCUCGUUUAGAAGUUCUGGAAGGCCAGACGACAGAAUUUCAGUAUCAACUCCGGGAAGCUAAUGAUCGUAUAGCCCUAUUAUCUGAAGAGCUUGCGGAUGCCCGUCGCGAACAAGACAUUAGGCCUCAGAAUGCCGGCCCUUCGGCGGAAGAGGUGACUCGUCUACUCUCAGCUGCUGAGGCCAAAUACGAGACUCGCAUGGCUGACAUGCGCCGGCGCCUGAGCGCUGUGGAGAAAGAGCGGGACGAGGGUGAAGCUCAGUGGAGUCGUAAGCUAUCCGAGAAGGUGAAGGAACUAGAAUCGCUGAGAGGAAGUCUGCAUUCGUCAACAAGAAGUCGCGAGGAAGAGUCGGAGAGUGCAAACGCGCUCAGGAAGGAAAUCCAGGGGCUGAAAGGAGAGAUUCUAGCGUAUCAACAGCGAGUCUCUGAUCUACAAGUACAAGCUGACACAGUAGCGGAAGCGGAGAAUGCGACUAAAUCAGAGAUAGCUGAGAACAACGCGCGAAUGCUGGCCUUGCAGCAGACCAUUGAAGAGAGCAAAAACAGAGAGGCUCAAGUUCGCGCGCAUAACAAGACGCUGCGGGAAGAGCUCCGAAAGGUGCAGUCAUCCGCUGCAUUACUUGAACGGCAGCGAAACCCAGGCGUCGGUUAUUGGGCCUCCCGUCAAGAGAACACCGCAGAUGCUCGCUCACCGAGAUCAUCCAUUUCUGAAUCGUCACCACAAGACCAUCCUUCUAGACCCGGCUCUCCGGCUACGCCAAAGUCGGAUGAAGAUCUCAAUGUUGAAUACUUGAGGAAUGUCAUCUUACAGUUCUUAGAGCACAAGGAGAUGCGGUACGAGAUUUCCAACUGGAAUAUCUUAGAUUCCGUCCUUGUCCUGUUUCGUAACUACCCUGGCGAUCCGGGAUUGCAAGGUUAUCUGAAGCGCGCCGUUGAAGACCAGCUAUUGACUCUGUCGCGACUGGUAUCCACAUUCUUGUCCGCAGCUCGAUCGCCAGAAUUGCAUAACCCUGCAACGCUUGACAUGCUCUGCAGAAUCGCUCUUGACUCGUAUUAUGCAUCUGGGUUGCCAGCCAUGGGUUCCAUCGUGCCGUACACCCAGUCAAACAUGGAACUCUUAGGGACCGUCCAGGACUCCAUGGCUUUGCUUAGGACAGCACACACACUUCCACUGUCACAAUUCAAUCAACUAUUUGCCUCGGCCUCAGAAUUGCUUUCUUUGCUCUUGUCCUGCGUCGCUGAUAUUUCUCAAAUUUCAACGACACAGGCAAUGAUGUAUUUUGCAGAGGCUAGUGACGUACUUCAGGUGUUGCGAUUGCCACUAGGCGUAAGGCAGCAGCUCGAAAAUUUCGCGCUCUCCUUGAGCCUUCUGUUGGGAGACGACGCGAAGGCCAUGCGCGAAGCGCAAAUGAUGCACACGCUUCAGUUGGCCUGGUUUUGCACAGCUUCGGCUGGUGAAUUUGGCGCGGGGGCGAGCGAUCAUGCAGUUGCAGUGCUUGUGGGAUUAUUUCGCUGGACUUCCUGGACUCCCGUUGUGUUUUACACGCAGCUACUCCACUCUGCACUCACCUGCAUCGCUCAAACCUUAGCUAGCCUGGCGUCAUCCAGAACUUCGUUGAUAUGGAGGGCUCUCAUUGUCGGUCGGCUUCCUCAUCUCUUUAGCAGAUUUCAGAAGGAAGCAGAGACGGAGAGCGGUACAGAUGCAGACUGGCGUACAGCAUUGCAGGCAGCCCUGUCUUCCGUGCUACGCCGAUCAGACAUCCUGAGCAAGUACGAGACUAGCUCCAAUAGCCAUGAAACUGAUCUCGGUAAACCGAGAACGUCUUCCAAUCUUGCCAUAGAGCUUCUUCACGAAUUUGUCACGGUUGGAUUGGUCGAUGCUUCAUUUGCAACGACACUUUGUCCUACCUUACAAAAUGACUUCCACUCUCCUCUUACAGUCGAGGCGCAAGAUGCCGGUUCGGAUGUAAGAUCCUAUCUGGAAUCGAAAUUUGCCUUCGAUGCCAAUUUAGAUGAUAUAGUUAGCGCAGUAGAUAGAAUUUGCCGAGACCCAUGCAGCCAUUCUGUGUUCGCUGAUAUUGUGCUCAAGCGAUGCACUCCAUCCCCUCGCCCGCUUGAACUUGAUUCUCUGAGCCAGAUGUCUAGAGUUUUGACUCGGUGUGAACCUGCAUUAGACAUCAUUGCGCUCCAUGUCAACAUUCCCAAUUUGAUAACUCAUGUCCUAGCCUUUGUUGAAGAUUAUGAUUGUGAGACUGUCGGUGAUCCCCAGACCGCCGUCAGUCACUUGGGUGAUGUUGUCCUUUUUGUCCAGGAAGCUGUCGCUCGUUUUAACUUUUCCUAUCCGACUGUAACUCUGGGGGAUCGGAAAUUGGAUCUAGCCGUCAUUCGCCCCACUGCCGUCGUCUACCCAGUCUCUCAGCUGGGGCACGAUUCAAACGUAUUUUAUUUGUGGUUCAAGGCCCUCUUCGAUACAAACAGCGAAGGCAUAGAGGAUACGAUUCUCAGGACCACUCGUCCUCAGGCUCUUCUUCGUAUAGCUGCGACUUUAUUUUCGCAUGCUAUCGCCAUGACCACUGAACGAAAAAUGGACAAGGAAAUCUUGCAGAAUGGCAUCUUGUAUUUUCUUGGCCCGCUUCUCAAUUGGACCCUCUCUGGGGUAGUAAAUUUUCUAAUCAUGGAAAUUCAGCAUAGGGGAUUCAAUGCACCUGUUCACAUAGAUGUAUUGCAGACUCUAUUGUCUUCAUCAUCUUGCCCUCCCACGGUCCUUCGCCUCUCUGCUUCAAAAAUCCUCAGGUUGUUCCCUAACUCACCCAAGAAUGAAUCGGGCCGCAUGAACUCCCUGGACUUUACGGCCAUACGACAUGUUGCCAUGAAGGGUUUAGGCGUCCCUGUUGAAGGUAAAUCGGACCCUCCACUCUCCCUCCACGCUCAGCCUCCUGGUUGGUCCGAUCUGUCGCUACGGUCUGUUAGAGACGCACUUACGGCCGCAAGGAGUGGGAAAGCACCCGCACUCGACAUCGAUCGUUGUCUGCUGCUCACCCCACCAGCGAAGUUUCUGCACAUGCUAUGGAAGGAGCUCAUGGUGAUGGCGUCUCUUGGGGAAAUCGAUAUAUCCAGGCGGAUCGCUACGUUCGUCUUGACCAUGCCUCGCCGCUCUCAUUCACCUCCGCUCUUGCCCAUAUUUCUCCACGUCCUCCUUCCGGGACUCGUUGCCGCAGCUGACAGCUUACCCUCCUCUGACCCGACCGUCACUGUGGAAUUGCUCGUGACAGUCGUAUCAUCUUCUUUAACUGCAGCUCUCCACCUGGAAUAUGCUUUGCUCAAGACCGACAAAGAACAUUCCCCAGUGCUAGGACAAACAACGGCAGCGAUGGCACGUCGGUUAGGAAGCGAUCUGAGACGUAAGGGACACGGUCGAACAGCUGCAUUGAUUGUUCAACGACUAUGUUCUAUAUCAACCUUCAUGACGAAUUUUCCUACAUUCAUGGCUGAUGUCUAA
Fibroporia radiculosa is the source of this 5544-nucleotide messenger RNA. RefSeq lists its product as uncharacterized. Gene Ontology annotation, biological process: regulation of transcription by RNA polymerase II. Gene Ontology annotation, cellular component: mediator complex. The transcript has 20 exons. NCBI's taxonomy places the organism in Eukaryota, Fungi, Basidiomycota, Agaricomycetes, Polyporales, Fibroporiaceae. The record is from RefSeq and is a predicted model, not a curated record. Gene Ontology annotation, molecular function: transcription coregulator activity. Bases 1 to 5544 code for a protein of 1847 amino acids.